GGUAGGUACCUACAUCUGAGGAAAAGAAAAAAGUGCUUCGAAUCUCCAACAAAAUCAACAGAAUUUUUACCUACUUUCUAGAAAAGAUCACUUCCUAUUAAAAUAGCAUCAAAACCGUCAAACUUUAAAUUUUUUAGCCCUGAUGUAUUAGUAAAUAUGUGCCAAUCUUUGAGAAUUGUUUACUUGUGAAAAGGAAUAGGUAAUAUAGGUAGGUAGUGGUUGUUGGUGUUUGGUAGUCACUGAUAACAAACAGGGCUGGGCCUUCUCUCUUUUGUUUAUUUCGGACUCCAUAGACAUGGAAUCGGAACAUCAGCCAAAAUUAAGUCCUAUAAGGGCUUUCCAAGCCCUCCAUGGAGUGUCAGCUGAAGAAGAUCCUUACACAAGCCUCUCGGAGUACCACGACUAUGAGCCUAGGUUGGAAUUUGAUGAUUCUGAACUAACACAGGCACCAGGAUUAGCACCACUCCCACCGGAAUUGCUGGACAUUUCCGAUGAUUUCCUGAACCACUCGGCCAGUGACGGGACGAUUGAAGAAAACUUCGAGGAGGAACUAGCCAGAGCACCCGAAAGUUAUGCUGAGAUCGCACAGUCUUCCCUCGAAGACAGCUUCGCCGAGCUGAACGGCACUGGGCUAGUGGAUGUGGUAGGCGACGACGAGAUAGGGCGUCGCAUCAUUGUCGUCUCGGCGUGCCGCCUGCCACCCAGCAAGGAUCUACAUCCUGACAGAUUGCUAAGAUAUCUCAUGUUCACGCUCGACAAAUAUGUGGAGCAAGACUACAGUUUGGUGUACUUCCACUGUGGCCUCAGCAGUAAAAAUAAGCCUCCACUGUCUUGGCUGUGGAAGGCUUACAAGGCAUUCGACAGGAAAUAUAAGAAGAAUCUGAAGGCGUUAUACCUCGUGCACCCAACUAACUUCAUACGGAUCGUGUGGCAGAUGCUUAGGCCUGCGAUCAGCGUCAAGUUUGGCAGAAAGAUGAUGUAUGUCAACUAUUUGCAUGAGCUGAAACAACAUCUCAAUUUGGAUAAACUGUGCAUACCAAAUACGGUGCUUGAAUACGAUACACUGCUUCUGGCAAAAAAUCCUAGAGCCGCGGAAACAGCUCGCUUGUGCCCCGAGCGUGUGGAGAAGACAGGAAACUCAAAAUCGACUCCGAAGGAAAGUUUGUCGCCCCCGCGGACGCAACAAUUUGGAGUUUCAUUGCAAUUCGUGACGGAGAACAACGUGGAUAUGGUUGACUCUAUUCCACCAGUCGUGAGGCAAUGCGUCGAGUAUCUAUCGCAGCCCGAUGCACUCGAAACAGAAGGGAUAUUCCGUCGUUCGGCGAACAUUGCGACGAUUAAAGAGCUCCAGAGGGCGUGCAACAGAGGAGAGCCUAUAAGCUUCAAGGGUGACCCUCACAACGCAGCGGUGCUUCUGAAAACAUUCCUCAGGGACCUGGAGGAACCGCUCAUGACGUUCGAUCUCUACGACGAGAUAUUGCAGUUCCAAUCCUGGUCUAACCGAGACAAGCCGAGGAAGGUCAAGAUAUUGAUUCUGGAGCGGCUGCCGGCGGAGAACUAUCGCCUUCUCAAAUACAUUUUCCAGUUCCUGUGGAAGGUACAAGACCGGAGUUGUCUCAACAAGAUGACGAGCAACAACCUGGCCGUGGUGUUUGGCCCCAAUCUCGUGUGGCCCCCCAAUGGCCAAAUGUCCCUACAAUCCAUUGGCCCAAUCAACGCAUUUACCGAUUUCCUACUGGAAAACCAAGAGUCUAUCUUUAUUCUUUGAAUGGAAGACGAGAUUCGCGGGGAAGGCUCUAGGCCAACCCCGAGCCGCGCUGGCUCGAAAGAGAAAAAAGAGAGAAAUUGUCAUUGUAUUUAAACAGACACCGUCUAUUGUAAUAUAUCUAGGAUGGGUAAUGAUCAUUGAGUCAUAAGGAAGAAAAAUAUGUGUAGUUCCUCAGAUAACGCUCAGGUUGUUGAAAAUAACGAGGUUUUAUGUUAUUUUAGCUCGCACAUUUCAUACUAUAUAUGAUUUCAGUUCACUUUAUCGCAUUUUUUUAAUACACUUAAUUCAUGAAUUCAUAAAAUUAAUACGUUUUGAAUACUUCUAACACCUAAAUUAUAUUAAAAACAUUUCUGAAGUACAGUGCAAACACUUGGUACAUUUAACUUGUAUCAGCAUGACAUGCGCCGCGGCGAAAUCUAACUAGCACACAAAUAUCAUUCAUCGCGUUCACUCAUAUCAAUUAUCAAUCUUAUUAAUAAACAUCGUAAAAUCAUUCAGUUGGUAUCAACCACAUCAACUUAUCAUUCAAUAUCGUAUGGAUAAGAAAGAGACCGUACACCUGAUCUUAUAAUAAUUAAAAUGAACAUAUCAAAACCGGAGCAUUAUCAGAGGAUGUAUUGAUGUCGUUAUGGCAGAGGCAUCAUUAAAUUUCGCCACAUGUUUCUUAGCGAACUAAAUUCGGUAUCGGUAAAUUAGUAGUUCGGUAGAUUUACUCGACUGUACAAAAAAA
Molecule: messenger RNA, 2498 nt
Organism: Plodia interpunctella (Indianmeal moth)
Lineage: Eukaryota; Metazoa; Arthropoda; Insecta; Lepidoptera; Pyralidae
Gene: RhoGAP68F
Product: rho GTPase-activating protein 1-like
Exons: 9
Coding region: 296-1768 (490 amino acids)
Biological process (GO): small GTPase-mediated signal transduction; negative regulation of endocytic recycling
Cellular component (GO): cytoplasm
Molecular function (GO): GTPase activator activity
Source: RefSeq, a predicted model, not a curated record